Pipistrellus kuhlii (Kuhl's pipistrelle) is the source of this 1401-nucleotide messenger RNA. RefSeq names its product ankyrin repeat domain 61 (gene ANKRD61). NCBI's taxonomy places the organism in Eukaryota, Metazoa, Chordata, Mammalia, Chiroptera, Vespertilionidae. Gene Ontology annotation, molecular function: protein binding. Bases 106 to 1401 code for a protein of 431 amino acids. The record is from RefSeq and is a predicted model, not a curated record. The transcript has 3 exons.
GAACAGUUCUAGAACGGCCCGAAGGAAUCCUAAGGCCUCGGGAAGUGACCUAUUCCGUAGCAAGUUUCCCCUGGCCUCUGAGGUCCUCACGCUCAAGCGUUUCUCAUGGGAAACAUAGUCAAGAGAGGCAGCCGGGAGCUGGCCGCUGACGGGACCACGUCCCCGGAGAGGGCCCCCCGCGAAGUGCUCCACGCCCGGCUCUACGAGGCCAUCAUGACAGAGGACUGCGCGGCCAUCCAGGACCUGCUGCGCAGCCACCCCGUCAACCAGCCCCUGACGGUCCUGGCCAAUUCAACCAGCUGCGGGCUGCUGCUGACGCAGGACACCUGUAACGGCCUUGGGUUUUUCCCGCUGAAGCAGACGCAGUCCAUCAUCCCCAUCCACCUGGCCGCCGAGCACCGCAAGGCCCAGAGUCUGCACUGUCUGCUGGAGCACGGGGCUAACCCGGAAGUACGGGACACGCGAGGCCUCACCACGCUCCACCUGAUGCUGCUGCACUGGCCCAUCACCUCCACCGUGCAGACCAAGCCGGGGAACAGGAUCCAGCGGCUGCUGGCGGACAUCCAGAACAACGCCGUGGCCUGCCUCCGCAUCCUGUGCGAGCACGGAGCUCAGGUGAACGCGCGGGUGAACAACAGCCACAAGCACUCGGCGCUGCACCUGGCCAUCCGGUACGGCACCUACCCGGUGCUGUCCAUCCUGGCCCAGAACGGCGCCCAGGUGAACGCCGUCAACGAGUCCAACAUGACGCCCCUGCACAUGGCGGCGGACAUCCUCAACAAGGAGAUGAUGGAGACGCUCAUCGCCUGCGGGGCCAACGUCAACUACGCGGUUCCGGCCACCGGGAACACGGCGCUGAAGCUGGCGGUGUGCGCGGCGUCCGGCAAGGCGGGCCGCGUGCUGGCGGCGGGCCUGGGCUGCAUCCGCCUGCUGCUGGCGCGCGGGGCCGAGGUCAACGUGCGGGACCACAAGGGCCAGACGGCCCUCCACGAGGCGUGCUUCGCGGGCAGAGAGACCGUCAUCGACCUUCUGCUCGAAUUUGAAGCCGACAUCAACACGCUCACCAAGAACGGCGAGUCCCCCCUGCACAUGUACCUCCAGCGCAGCUCCAACAUCAGGGACACGGCGCUCCUCGCCAAGCUGCUCUCCCGCUCCUACCCCCUGCGGCUGACCAACAGCCAGGGAACUCUGCCCGCGGGGCUCAUGCUGUCCGAGUUCAGCCUCCUGCGGGAAUCCCUCAUCAAGCUGUCCCAGAAGCCCUUCUCUCUCGAGGACAUCUGUAAGCGAAGCGUCAGGAAUAUCUACGGGGAGAGGCACAAGCAGCGCGUGAAGCGCCUGCUCCCGGAGAAAGUCUGGAGCUCUGUGUACGGGCGCUGCGACCUGGCUGGCCUCUUGAAAUAA